Adineta ricciae is the source of this 2859-nucleotide messenger RNA. The record is from the annotation of a GenBank genome assembly. NCBI's taxonomy places the organism in Eukaryota, Metazoa, Rotifera, Eurotatoria, Adinetida, Adinetidae.
AUGUCAGCAGCAAAUGAAUCAUCUGUUUGGUCGUGGAGUGAUACGAAGACAAAUCAGCGUCAAAAUCUCUAUGAUAAUUUUACACUUUACAUUUCACAUGACCAUUUUGUUAUUCAACCAAUCGUCCGUGACGCGAAAAGUAUUGCUGUAAUCGAUCGAACAACCGCAGACAUUCAACUUCUAAAUAAUUUACCCAAUGUCGACGGUGCUGAGCAACGAUCAAUCUAUGGAAUCAUCGGUAUUAUUCAUCUGAUUUCUGGGCCAUAUUUAAUUGUGAUCACUUCGAAAUUACAUGUUGGUGAUAUCAAUGGUCAAGCUAUCUAUAAAGUUCAAACAACUGACAUUAUUCCAUUUACACAUAGUACGCUGCGUUUAACCGAACAUCAGUUGAAAUGUAAUAAUAAAUACUUGUCGAUGGUGGAAGUUGUAUUGCGUACUGAAGCAUUUUAUUUUUCUUAUUCGUAUGAUAUCACACAUACAUUUCAACGUCUUCACACAUCGUCAUCGUCGGAGUUUUUUUCGAAACCAUUUAUUGACCGUGCAGACCAAAGAUUUGUUUGGAAUCGACAUCUACUCGAUGCAUUUAUCUCUAACAAAUCUUUGACUCGAUUUACACUUCCUGUGAUACAUGGCUUUGUUGCAAUUCAUAAAUUGAGUAUCAACGAACGAUCAUUUACUUAUGCUGUUAUUUCACGAAGAAGUACUCAUCGAGCGGGCACAAGAUUGUUCAUCCGUGGUAUUGAUGAUAACGGUCAAGUAGCAAAUUAUGUGGAAACUGAACAAAUUUUCCAAUUGGACGAUGUCUCAUGCUCUUAUGUACAGAUACGUGGUUCAGUGCCGUGUUACUGGACACAAAGACCUAAUUUACGAUAUAAACCACGAGUUGCAGUUCUACCGACCGAGAAUCAUAUGACUGCGUUUCAACAGCACUUUAAGGAACAAGAAUAUCAUUAUGGAAAACAAUUUUUAAUUAGUCUCACCAAUCAUCAUGGAGCUGAAGGAAAAUUAAAUUCGAAAUAUCGCGAAUUAUACGAAGGAAGUGAAAACGUUGUUCUCAAAUUCGAAGACUUCGAUUUUCACAAAGAAUGCGCCGGUAUGCGUUACGAUCGUCUCACAAUUCUUCUGGCUCGUAUCAUAGCUGAUCAGGAUGAUUACGGAUAUUUUGCUGUAACAAACGAUGGUACAUUGCAAUGUCAACAAACUGGUGUGUUUCGCACGAAUUGUGUCGAUUGCCUUGAUCGAACAAAUGUUGUGCAAAGCUUGUUUGCUAAACGAAUUCUCGAAAAACAAUUGCAACACUACAACGUCAUCAAAUACAAAGAAACAAUCGAUGCAUACAAAGAAUUGAGCCAUAUAUUUAAAAAUAUUUGGGCGGAUAAUGCAGAUGUGAUCAGCCUUCAAUACGCCGGAACUGGCGCAUUGAAAACAGAUUACACUAGAACCGGUCAACGCUCAACAAUGGGUUUACUCCAAGACGGCUACAAUUCAUUGAUGCGUUAUGUAUUGAAUAAUUUCUACGAUGGCUUUCGACAAGAUGGUAUAGACCUGUUUUUGGGCAAUUAUCGCGUCUCGUCAAAUGAAGGUCGAACACCUGAAUCAUGUCCGGUUAGCCAAGACAUAAGUAAAAAGCUUCUAGCUUUACCGAUCACAAUGUUCUUGGCAUUUUCAAUGUGUAUCGUUAAUUUAUUAAUUCCCGCUUCAACGUUUCAAGAGCAAAUGACGUAUGUUUUCUUUUGGGGCAUAACAUCGUUAGUCACACUAGGAAUAACCAUUGUCUGGGGACAAGGGUUAAUGUCAUUCUUAUCUUAUCUUGCACGACUUUUACAUCUUACACCAUACCAUGAUCCAUCUUUAAUCAUUCGUAAUGUCGCUUAUUUUUCCGGUUCAGAUGCACAUGUUAACCACAAACUAGAUAUAUUUCUUCCAUCGCCAUCACCGAAAAGUUUAUUAGCGUCGACUGACGAGAACAUUUCUCAAAAGAAAGUGCCUAUUGUUGUUCAUAUACAUGGCGGUGGUUGGGUGCGUGGAAGCCGAACAAAUGAAUGGCGUGGUGGACCAAGUGUUGGACGCAUGUGCGCUAAAGAAGGUCUCGUGGGUGUUGUUGUUUCAUAUCGAUUGGCCCGUGUCUCCCUCGUGUCGUUCACGACUUGGGCAUUCACUUUAGGUUUAAUUGUAGCGAUUAUCUCAUUAUCAUUAUCUUCCUGGCAAUUAUUCACAGGUUAUUUGGCUUUUAUGACAGUUAUCUAUGUAUAUAAUUUCUUAUACAAAGUACGUGUACCGGUUAAUAUUGAACAUAUGGUAGACGACCUGUGCUACGCGCUGAUAUAUGUUCGUGAUCAUAUUCAUGAACAUUACCCUCAAGCCGAUCCUGAUCAAAUUUUUCUCUCUGGACAUUCAGCCGGUGCGCAUUUGAUUAGCUUACUCACUCUUGAUCGAUCUCAUUUCGAACGACACGAUUUAUCCUUAUCAUCGAUUCGUGGAGUGAUUGCAAUGAGUGGGAUUUAUACAUUGGCAAAUCCAAUUCACGAUUCCAAAUAUCAUUUUCGUAAUUUGAUAUUCCGUAUUCUUUACUCAAGCAAUUUAUUGUAUCCUGAUGGAAAAACAAUGGUAGAAUACUCACCAAUUGAAUAUAUUAAAGAUAAUGAUGACAUACCGCCAUUUCUUGUCAUGUCUGCUCGUUUUGAUAUGGGUCUGGAAGUCGAUGCGCGACGUUUCGUUCAACAGUUCCGUCAACAUGAUCGGCAGGUAGAAUAUCAUAUCAUUGGUGGAUUGACAACACACGGAACGAUUGCGAGCAAAUUCUCGACUAACGAUGCGCAUCGACAUUUUUUUACAUUUAUUCGUAAACAUAUGAAAUGA